AUGAAAGUGGAUAAGAAAGAGGAAGGGAGUGGUAAGGGUGAGGAGAUAAAAGAGGGGAAAGGAGAUGAAAAGACCCGAAAAACAAUCUUUUUCCCAUCCGACUACGACUGCCGAGGUAAACAAAGCGAACAAGCGACCCACUGGAAAGACAAGGAUUUACUGGAAGAAAGAGCUUAUUUUAGAACAAUAACAGAGCCAGCAUCAUUAAGCAUUGAAAAUGUCGAAGAAUCAGAUGAAGGCGAUUAUAAGUGCAGAGUUGAUUUUAGAAAAUCACAAACUAAAAAUCAUAGGUUAAAAUUAAUCGUUAUCGUGCCUCCUCAGACCCCCGCAAUAAUAGACGAUAGAGGUAAAAUCCUGCAAAGUGUUACCGGACCAUACGAAGAAGGGGACGAAAUGAAAAUUCUCUGCAUCGUGUCUGGAGGAAAACCGAAACCUCACGUUUGGUGGUGGAAAGGAGAAACAUUGAUCGAUACAACAGAUGAACCGAGCGGUUUUUCAAAUAUCAUGAACAAUCAACUUGUGGUAUCGAGAUUGUCUAGAUUUGACCUUCAUACCGUUUACACAUGUCAAGCAUCAAAUACAAACAUAACGCAACCCGUACAAACAAGCGUAACUGUCGAAAUGCAUCUCAAACCGGUUUCCGUGAGCAUUCUAUCAUCUAACAAUCCAUUGUCUGCAGAAAGAAAUUACGAGCUUACAUGUCAAUCGAUCGGAUCUAGGCCUCCAGCUAAGAUAACUUGGUGGAAGGAUAACAAACUAUUGGAUAAUUUUUCCGAAACGGUAUCACCGGAUGGUAACAUAACAACUUCAAUUCUUACAUUUACACCAAAAGUAGAAGAUCACGAUCGAAGUUUGAUUUGUCGAGCUGAUAACAAACUUGUUAAAGCCGGAGCAGAAGAAGACAGUCUUAUAUUAAACGUAUUCUAUGUUCCUAUUGCUCAACUCGAAUUGGGUUCGAAUCUCGAUCCGAACGAUAUUGAAGAAGGCGAUGAUGUUUAUUUCGAAUGUAAAAUACAAUCCAAUCCGCAAGCAUACAAAGUCAUUUGGAAGCACAACGGACUUCCACUUCAGCACAGUUUAAAAAGUGGCAUCAUAUUAAGUAACAGAGCUUUGGCUUUGCAAAGCGUUAAAAGAUAUCAGGCUGGAGAAUAUUCGUGCGUUGCAUCAAACGUCGAAGGAGACGGAGAAAGCAACAUUGUCACAUUGGCUGUCAUGUAUAAACCUCUCUGCAGGAACGAUCAAAAGAGGAUUUAUGGAAUCGCUCGAAACGAAGAAGCAAAAAUUUUAUGCGAAGUCGAUUCGUUUCCGGCUCCUCUAACAUUUCGAUGGUCUUUCAAUAACACGGCAGAAACGUUCGAAGUACCCCAGGAAAAGUACCGAACGGGUACCAGAUUUCUCAGCACGCUCAUGUAUAAACCGAUAUCCGAUAUGGAUUACGGUACCGUCAUGUGCUGGGCAACAAAUUCUGCCGGAGAGCAGAUCGAACCAUGUGUCUUCCAUGUGAUAGCAGCCGGUCAUCCAGACCCGCCUUUUAAUUGUUCGGUUCUUAAUCAAACGACGGAAUCCCUUGAAGUCGAAUGCGUCGAAGGUUUCGACGGUGGUCAACCUCAAUGGUUUUUCGUUGAAGUUCGUGAUAGUCAAAGCGGAGAAUUGAAAGCGAAUAUUUCAAACAAAUUUCCAGUUUUUAGCAUAAGUCAUUUAUCUCCAGGACAAAUUCUCAAACUUUUAGUCACGGCCGUUAAUAAUAAAGGAAAAAGCGAUUCCGUAUUUUUAGAAGGAUUCACAUUGAAAGUUGCCGAAAAACAAACAGGAACUCCAGCAACGCUCAGCAUGACACCCGUUUUGGGUUAUUUGGUCGGAGGAUGUUUAAUCGUUUUACUCAUGGCUUUGGUUGCUGGUAUCGCCUGGAGAAAAUCACAAACGAAAUCAACAAACAGAUCCGAUGUGCGACAAUUAAAAGAAAAAGUUGUUCUGCCAUUGAGAUCAGACGUUGAUGAUUUUUGCGAAAUGGAAGAUAAAAAUCCAGAUGUCGUCCCGUGCAAUAAAGAUUCAAAUUAUCAAUUGAUAUUAUCAUCGGAUACACCAACUUCCGGUUUAUUAAAUAAUAAAAAUCGUGAUAAUUCCGACGGUGAAAUAUUUCAAAAAAGUACAAUUACAAGAAAUGGAGGAAUCCAUGAUAAUUAUAAAAAUGGAAUUCCAAAAUUGCCUAAUAGUAACAGUAUUAACUCACCGAGCGAAGUGACGUAUGCAGAAUUAUGCAUAUCACGUCCUGGUACGAUUGGUGACGUCAAAACAAAAUCAUCAAUCGUCUCGUGUUCGUCUCAGCACCAACAACACCAACUUCCGCUAAGACGAGAUAAUACGAGACAGGAUCAAACAAUUUAUGCCGUCAUAGAUCACAAUCGAAGGCCGCCACUACCAUCAUCCGGAUCGGGGUCGGUGGCGGCGGCGGCGGCGUGUAACGAUAGUAAUACUAUUAAAUCCCCUCUCACCCCUACAACGUCUUUAACCCCCGGUAGUACUAAAGAAAUCGUGACGGUGAGAACGCCACUCAUGGGUCACCAACAGGAAAGUUGCGUAUAG
Pediculus humanus corporis (human body louse) is the source of this 2583-nucleotide messenger RNA. Its product is annotated as sidestep protein, putative. Lineage: Eukaryota; Metazoa; Arthropoda; Insecta; Psocodea; Pediculidae. Bases 1 to 2583 code for a protein of 860 amino acids. The transcript has 13 exons. Gene Ontology annotation, molecular function: protein binding. The record is from RefSeq and is a predicted model, not a curated record.